Molecule: messenger RNA, 1311 nt
Organism: Cricetulus griseus (Chinese hamster)
Lineage: Eukaryota; Metazoa; Chordata; Mammalia; Rodentia; Cricetidae
Source: RefSeq, a predicted model, not a curated record
AGAAGUUCCUGCUGCCCUUCUGGCUGCAAGUGAUCUUCAUCUCGCUGCUGCUGUGCCUGUCAGGCAUGUUCAGCGGCCUCAACCUGGGGCUCAUGGCUCUGGACCCGAUGGAGCUGCGCAUCGUGCAAAACUGCGGCACCGAGAAGGAGAAGAAUUACGCCAAGCGCAUCGAGCCGGUGCGCAGGCAGGGCAACUACCUGCUGUGCUCGCUGCUGCUGGGCAACGUGCUGGUCAACACCACGCUCACCAUCCUGCUCGACGACAUCGCGGGCUCAGGCCUUGUGGCAGUGGUGGUCUCCACCAUCGGCAUCGUCAUCUUCGGGGAGAUCGUGCCCCAAGCCAUCUGCUCCCGACACGGCCUGGCCGUGGGGGCCAACACCAUCUUCCUCACCAAGUUUUUCAUGAUGAUGACCUUCCCUGCUUCUUACCCGGUUAGCAAACUGCUGGACUGCGUCCUGGGCCAGGAGAUAGGCACUGUCUAUAACCGGGAAAAACUGCUGGAGAUGCUGCGGGUCACUGACCCCUAUAACGACCUCGUUAAGGAGGAGCUGAACAUCAUCCAAGGCGCGCUGGAGCUCCGCACCAAGACGGUAGAGGACGUGAUGACUCCCCUCCGGGACUGCUUCAUGAUCACCGGCGAGGCUAUCCUGGACUUCAACACCAUGUCCGAAAUCAUGGAGAGUGGCUACACGCGGAUCCCAGUGUUCGAGGGAGAGCGUUCCAACAUCGUGGACUUGCUCUUUGUCAAAGACUUGGCCUUCGUGGACCCAGAUGACUGCACUCCCUUGAAAACCAUCACCAAAUUCUACAACCACCCCUUGCACUUUGUUUUCAAUGACACCAAGUUGGACGCUAUGCUGGAAGAAUUUAAGAAAGGGCUGAUCACUGAGCAAAGACCCAGCUUUCCAUGCCCUCUUGCGUUGUAUGCUGUCACCAUCAUUAUGUCCUUGAAGACUUGGGGUUCUGGAAAACCGGGGAGAUACAGUGAAGAGGCCCUCUGCUCUUUGUAUGUGAGAAAUAAAGGAAUUUGGGUUUGGGGGUUGCAUCUGAUUUCAAAACAUGUUCUCAGAUGAACAAAUCCAGUUUAUUUUGAGUUGUUGGUAGCCUGCCUGGAAUACAACUUUUUGAUGUGAUAGCUCUGUUUGAUGUGAUAGCUCUGAUGAAAUGAAAGAUUGGUGGUGUGUCCCGUGAGCAUACUAGUGCAGUCCUGCCGGGGAUAGUUGAGAUUCUGAUAACCAGUGCUUCCAUUGGGCUGUGGAAGUGACCACUGCAAACCCAAUAAGACUGUCAAAAGGACACAAAAGAAUAAAA